GCCUUUCUUUUGACACCUUGACAUUAAAACAAAAGUUUUGUGAAAUCGGGGUCCUUCUUUGCUCAUAUAUACGUAUUAUAUUAUUUUUGAUUAAGAAUUAAUAAUGCCCGGUAUAGACGAUAUAAAAGCUUCAUGGGCUGAUGAGGUAGAACUUGAUGCAGGGGGUUUGCCACCUACUACUGAAAUAAUUGAAAAUGGUUAUAAAUAUGUCACCGAGUACAAGUUCAUCAGUGAAAAAAAAACAAAAGUUGUACGUACAUACAAAAUAACAAAUCAAGUUGUUCCAAAGUCUGUAGCAAGGCGUAAAAAUUUACCAAAAUUCGGAGAUUCUGCUAAUGACAAGCCUGGGCCAAAUUCACACACAACUAUGGUAUCCGAAGACGUUUAUUUACAAUUUUUGUCAGCUAAAGAAGAAGAGAAAACUAAUGAUAAUCUCUUAGAUAAUAUGAAAAAUUUUGCAAAAUGUCGUAUCUGUAAUGGUGAACAUUGGUCUGUUAAUUGUCCAUAUAAAGGAACAACAAUGGACACAGGAAAAUUGAUGGAAAAUAAACCAACAACUAGCACUACUGAACCAUCGAAACCCGGCAAGUAUAUUCCACCCUUCUUAAAGGAUAGUGGAAAAGCUGGAACAUCUGGUUUGAGAGGCAGAGAUGAUACUGCAGCAAUCCGAAUUUCUAAUUUGUCAGAAUCAAUGACGGAGGCUGAUCUGGAAGAAUUAGUUAAAAAAAUUGGUCCACAUAGUAAAAUGUAUUUAGCACGAGACAAAAAUACUGGAUUAUGCAAAGGAUUUGCUUAUGUUCAUUUUAAAUUAAAAAAUGACGCUGCUAACGCUAUUGCUAUACUUAAUGGCCAUGGUUAUGAUCAUUUGAUUUUGAAUGUAGAAUGGUCUAAGCCUCAAAAUAAUUAGUAAUGCUGAUUAUAUAAAUUUAUAUUGAUAAUUUUGUAAAAGAAAAAAUAUCGAAUGUAUCAAAUUGUGGUCAGAUCAUGAUAUUUCAAGUAAAAAAAAUGUCAAUAAAACAAAACAAAAACGAAAAAAAUUAAA
This is a messenger RNA of Condylostylus longicornis, 1042 nucleotides long. It is a transcript of the gene eIF3g1, whose product is annotated as eukaryotic translation initiation factor 3 subunit G-1. The transcript has 2 exons. Gene Ontology annotation, cellular component: cytoplasm; eukaryotic translation initiation factor 3 complex. NCBI's taxonomy places the organism in Eukaryota, Metazoa, Arthropoda, Insecta, Diptera, Dolichopodidae. Gene Ontology annotation, molecular function: translation initiation factor activity; RNA binding. The record is from RefSeq and is a predicted model, not a curated record. Bases 104 to 907 code for a protein of 267 amino acids.